CAGAAAUCGCGAGAUCUCAGAAAAGCAAAAACACCACCAGUCCAGCGGAUCUCUCUCUCUCUCUCUCUCUCUCUUUCAUUUCCAUCUCUCCAUCUCCGAUCUCCAAAUCCUCCGGCCGAUCGGAUCGGUCGAUCGAUCCCCCAGCCAUGUCCGCUUCCUUCGACGCCUUCAGCAUGGACGGCGAUGAGGUCCACCACGCCGCCGCCGCCGCCGCCGCCGACCACGACGGCGCCUUCUCCGGCUACGGCGGCUACUCCAGCUUCUCCCCGGCCUCCGGCGGCGGCCUCGACGGGUUCCCGGCCGACGGCGAUGUCGCCGUCGACCGGUCCCCGGAGAUCUUCGGGUACGAGGACCAGGGCUCCGGGUACUCGCCGUCGCCCUUCGACUCGGUCCACGUGGAGAACGGGAACGGCAACGGGAACGGGAACGGGAACGGGAACAUGUUCGAGAACGACGACGACGGGGUCUUCGCGUCGUCCGACGGGCCGAUCCUGCCCCCGCCGAACGAGAUGCAGGAGGAAGGGUUCGCCCUGCGCGAGUGGCGGCGCCAAAAUGCAAUUUUGCUUGAGGAGAAGGAGAAGCAGGAGAAGGACAUGAGGAUCCAGAUCAUCCUAGAUGCUGAGGAUUAUAUACGAGAUUUUUAUGAGAAAAGAAAGCUGAAUGUUGAAAGCAACAAGACCAACAACAGGGAGAGGGAGAAGUUAUUCCUAGCUAAUCAGGAGAAAUUCCAUAAAGAGGCUGAUAAGCAGUACUGGAAGGCCAUAGGAGAGCUGAUCCCCCAUGAGGUUCCGAAUAUUGAAAAGAGGCGAGGGAAGAAGGAACAGGAGAAAAAGCCAGGGAUCACCAUCGUCCAGGGUCCAAAGCCUGGAAAGCCGACUGAACUCUCUAGGAUGCGUCAAAUUCUCAUAAAACUGAAGCACAAUCCACCGCCUCACAUGAUCCCACCCCCACCACCUCCCAAGGAUGCGAAAGAUGCGAAAGAUGGGAAGAAUGCAAAAGACGGGAAGGACAAGGAGAAGGAGAAGGAGAAGGAUAAAGAGAAGGACGGCGCACCUACUGCUAACGGAGCGCCUGCGGUGGCUGCAGCAGUAUCCCCUGUUAAAGAUGGUGUCAAUGGCUCAUCAAGCCCGCCGAAAGAAGCAGCUCCUGCGGAGGAACAACCCGAGCAAGCGAGUGCUUGAGCAUGGUUUCACCCUUGCUUCUCUGAAGCGCAAUGAAGCGCGCUACCAUCGGUCUCGCUCGUCAUGAUAUCUUUUGGUGAACCUAUUUUGGUCUAUUGAAUAUUUUUUCUUCUCUUGAAUGUCGUGAUUCAUUUUUCUCGAGUCUCAGGUUUUCUUACUGCUUGGUUGCUUUCGUUGUCACAUGUUGCGCGGAUAUAGACGUUCAAACUGAAGAAACCACGAUAUGCAGUUCUGUAACCCAGGGAUCGAUCGAAUUUUACUCCCAUGUAUUGAUAUAUUUGUAGUUUAUCCUCCUCGUUGCUGGAGAUUGCCAUGCCGAAA
Molecule: messenger RNA, 1502 nt
Organism: Eucalyptus grandis
Lineage: Eukaryota; Viridiplantae; Streptophyta; Magnoliopsida; Myrtales; Myrtaceae
Product: clathrin light chain 2
Exons: 3
Coding region: 147-1181 (344 amino acids)
Biological process (GO): intracellular protein transport; clathrin coat assembly; clathrin-dependent endocytosis
Cellular component (GO): clathrin coat of trans-Golgi network vesicle; clathrin coat of coated pit; plasma membrane
Molecular function (GO): clathrin heavy chain binding; structural molecule activity
Source: RefSeq, a predicted model, not a curated record